This is a messenger RNA of Aegilops tauschii subsp. strangulata, 462 nucleotides long. NCBI's taxonomy places the organism in Eukaryota, Viridiplantae, Streptophyta, Magnoliopsida, Poales, Poaceae. The record is from RefSeq and is a predicted model, not a curated record.
GCUGGCGUCAAGUUCGAUCCCACGGAUCAGGAGCUGAUCGAGCACCUUGAGGCCAAAGUGAAUGCUGACAGCGCGAGAUCUCACCCUCUCAUCGAUUUGUUCAUACCAACCGUUAACAGCGAGCACGGCAUAUGCUACACCCAUCCUGAGAAACUUCCAGGUAUCACACUAAGUGGCCUAAGCAAGCAUUUCUUCCAGCGCAAUUCCAGGGCGUUCAAAAGGGGCAUGUGGACGCGUCGCAAGAUACAUUCGGAGUGCGGCAUGCACGCGAUGUGGCACAACAUCGGCAAUACCUUGCCGGUGAUGGUCAACGGCCGGCAAACGGGCAGCAAAAAGGUUCUGGUGCUGCACACCAACAAGAACUUCGACCAGCAGAGGACCAACUGGGUGAUGCACCAAUACCACCUCGGGGACCUGGAGCAAGAGAAGGAGCGGGAGAUGGUCCUCUGCAAGAUUUUCUAC